Messenger RNA from Symbiodinium sp. CCMP2456, 792 nucleotides. NCBI's taxonomy places the organism in Eukaryota, Dinophyceae, Suessiales, Symbiodiniaceae. The record is from the annotation of a GenBank genome assembly.
AUGACUUACAGCCAUGGACGUGGAUCACGUGACACGAAUGCAGACUGGUCCAUCGCCAUCCUCGAUGACAACAAGCCGGCGGGCCUGAUGACCCUGUUGACGAAUGGUGUGCCGUCAGUCAGCGGCUGGGACGAUCUCGCAGGGAAGACGGUGAUUGAUGUCGGUGGUUGGGCACCCACCGCCGACGGUCUUGGCUAUGUGACCAACAAGUGCUCGAACAUGCCGUACUCGGACAGCAUUACCAUUGUCGUCGGCCCAGAGAACGAUGAUGCAAUGAACAUGCUGCGCAACGGCAACGGGGAUGCCGUGUUCAUCUACGCGGACCAGGCGGCGCUCUACCAGUGCUCUGCAGUGGGUGACGCUACGGUGACGUUCAAUUGCAGCCUUUGGGAUGGGUUUGGCACGGAGUACGCGUAUGUCCAAACGGGACAGAAGGGCUAUGCUCUCAACGGUACAACUUUGGCGAUGACGAAGCCGGGCUCUAUGGUGCCAAGCCUUAUCAAUGGAUGCCUUGCCGAGUUCAUGCAGACCAAGGAGUACUACGACGUCUGCCUCAAGAACGGGAUGGUUGACCAGUGCUAUCCCAACAGUCACUUCCCAGUUGGAUCCAGCACCAUGGCCAACUACGAGAAGCCCACAAACGAGCUCACAGGUGACUGCUCCACAGGGUAUUGCCCAUGUGGGCCCGAGCCUACGACCACGACGGCAGCAGGUAUCACCACGAGUGGCACUGUGGCACUGAGCUUCGGACCAAUUGCAGGUCUGCUGUCCGUCCUCAUCGCCUCGAGCUGA